UAAUUUCGAACGAGGAAGAAACUCGACGUGGCAUUUCUUCUCCACCCUUCUUCUGCACCGAACUGCUUCCUUCGCCCUGUUGGCCGCAUUCGACGUUCGUUCGCGCCUUCGCUCGAUCCCUCCCUCCGAAUCGCGUCCUCGCUUCCGAUCCAUUUCGUGCUCCGAGCGUCGCUCCGGAUCGACCGCGCGUCCUCCCGUCUCCGCGCGUGCGGUGGAGUGGAAGCAAAGAGAAGGAGAAGGUGGUGGGGGUGGCGGUGGCGGUGGCAAUGGCGUGCGGGAGUUUGUUGGCGGGGAUUGGAAGCGCCUUCGCCUACACGCCGACGGGCCUGAAGUAGCUUCCUCGCACUUCCUCGUGCUCCAGAUUCGAGUUCCGGCCGCCCGCGCCCGCCCCGCCCCGCCCCGGGUAACUCUUCCUUUCUUCGGGUCGAUCGAUGUCGUGUUUUGCUGCGCGUGGGUUUGGUGCGGGUCGGUUUGGUGCUUCCGCUAUUGAUUCCGUGUUGUGCUCUUCCUUGUGAAGUUGUGUGUUGUUGCUUUUUGGGGAAUUACUGAUGAAGUUCGGCCUUUUGAGCUGAUGGAGGGAAGGAGCGGGGGAUGUUGCUUGACUGGGAAUGAUGUGCGGAUGAAAAGUGAUGCGCUUUUUAGUGCCCUGCUUUACUUUCUUAUCGAGAAAAAAGUGUCUUGAAUCGAUUCAUCACGGGUUGCGAUGAAAUGCGUUGCGCCUGCGUAAUUUGUUUUGAAACUUCGCGUCACUGGCUUUUCAUCGAGAGGGCGAGAGGGCGAGAGGGCGAGCGAGCACGCGUGGGAAAAUGUGGGGAGCGAUUUUUGUGUUUGGUUUUUCACUUUAGUUUCCAGCUUUACUAUUUAAAUUGAAUGUUUGAAGCCUGAGUUAUGCAUUAGGAGUUCCAGAAAGGAACAGACUUGUGAAGUGGUUCUUUGGAGGACUUGAUGAAUAUAAAUUCUUCUGCUCAGCAUAUAUUGAGGGGUUAUCGGUGGCUGAACUUUCCUAGCCAAAUAGGUUUCUGUUAUCUAUAGCUUCGAGGAGAAUUUCCUGCUAUGUUUAUGUACUAAGAUGUGAUUGGUGAUGUGUAUUCUUGCCUCAUUCUUUCAGGUGGAAAUAUCAAGUGGAAUCCACUCUCCCUCGAAUCUUGAUUAGUAUGAUGCGACUAUAAGUGAGGUGUCUAUGUGCAUUGACAAGAGUUGCUCCACAGUGUCCUAAAGGCUUUCUAGGAAUGCCCCUGGAGCUUUUUACACUAAACUAACUCAGUUUUCCUGCAUAUUGUUUCUGGUCUUAGUGGGUAGAGAUGAAUAUUUCUGCUCUUCUAACAUCAGCUGGAAUAAAUAUCGGCUUGUGUGUGGUGCUUUUGUUGCUUUACUCCUUGUUGAGGAAACAACCGAGCAACUUUUGUGUAUAUUUUGUACGGAGGCUUGCUCAAGCACGCCAAAAACGCACCGAUUCUCUCUGGUUCGAUAGAUUUGUUCCAUCCCCAAGCUGGAUACUGAAGGCUUGGGAAACUUCUGAAGAAGAAAUAUUAUCUACUGCUGGCCUCGAUGCUGUGGUAUUCAUCAGGAUACUUGUUUUCAGUCUUCGAGUGUUCUCCAUUGCAGCUUUUGUUUGCAUGUUUCUUGUACUUCCAUUGAAUUACCAUGGGCAGCAGAUGCAUCACAAGGAGAUUGCAUUUGAGUCAUUGGAAGUUUUUUCCAUUGGAAAUGUCAAAGAAGGAUCUAAGUGGCUCUGGGCACACUGCGUUGCACUGUACAUAAUAUCUUGCUCUGCUUGGCUUCUCCUUUACUUUGAGUACAGAAGCAUAGCUAAUAUGAGGUUAGCACAUAUCAAGGCUUCUGCAAAGAACCCAAGUCACUUCACUGUGCUUGUGCGAUCCAUCCCCUGGUCUCCAGAAGAUUCCUACAAUGAUUCAGUGGAGAAGUUCUUCUCGAGCUAUCAUUUGUUGACAUAUUUGGGGCAUCAAAUGGUCUACCGGUGUGGUACAGUUCAAAAACUUAUGGGUGAUGCAGAGAUGAUGUGUAGAAUGAUGAGAUCUGAGAAUCGUGCGGUUGAGUGCAAGCAAAAUCUAUUCAACUGUGGUCUAUGUGGUGGACCAUCUCAAGCUUUUCGUAUGCUUUCUACAGGACCUGAAAGUGUUCAAGGGAAAUCUGUCUGCAGGGAUCUUGACACUUCUACAAGAGAGGAAGUUGCAGCUGCUUUUGUCUUUUUCAAGACUCGCUAUGCUGCUGUUGUUGCCUCUCAGGUCCCUCAAUCAUCAAAUCCCAUGUUAUGGGUGACUGACUUGGCUCCAGAACCACAUGAUGUCUAUUGGUCCAACCUCUGUAUACCAUUUAAACAACUUUGGAUCCGCAGGAUAGCUACACUUCUAGCUGCUAUUGUCUUCAUGUUCUUGUUUCUUAUACCCGUGACUUUUGUUCAAGGUCUUACUCAACUAGACACAUUGCAUCACACAUUUCCCUUUCUCAGAGGAUUACUGAAGAAGAAAUUCAUGAGUCAGCUGGUCACAGGUUAUCUGCCAAGUGUUGUUCUGAUGUUAUUUUUGUACACUGUUCCUCCCACAAUGAUGCUAUUUUCGACAGUGGAGGGAUGUAUCUCUCGUAGCAGAAGGAAAAAGAGUGCAUGUCACAAAGUACUUUGUUUCACGAUCUGGAAUGUCUUCUUUGUUAAUGUUCUCUCGGGAUCUGUCAUUAGCCAAUUAAAUGUUUUUUCUAGCCCAAAGGACAUACCUGCUCAAUUGGCACGAGCUGUGCCGGCGCAGGCUAGCUUUUUCAUGACUUAUAUCUUUACUUCGGGUUUGGCAAGUUUGUCGUCAGAAGUAAUGCAACCUUUGGCUCUUCUCUGGAACCUAAUUAGGCGAUUUAUUUUAAGAAAGAAAGAUGAUUUGUAUGACAAGCCUUUAUCUUUCCCAUACCAUAUUGAAGUUCCAAGAGUGCUACUGUUUGGACUCCUCGGCUUCACUUUUUCCAUCCUGGCACCUUUGAUGCUGCCUUUCUUGCUGGCUUACUUCUUACUUGCUUUCCUUGUGUACCGAAACCAGAUUCUUAAUGUAUACUCGCCUAAGUAUGAAACUGGAGGGCAGCUGUGGCCUACCGUCCACAACACAACCAUCUUCUCUUUAGUUUUGAUGCAAAUAAUAGCCCUGGGGGUUUUCGGACUAAAACGAUCUCCUGUCGCCUCCGGUUUUACUAUACCACUUAUAAUCUGCAGUUUGUUAUUUAAUGAGUACUGCAGGCAGAGAUUUCACCCAAUAUUUAAGAACAGUGCUGCCCAGAUGCUCAUCGACAUGGAUCGGCAAGAUGAACAGAGUGGGAGAAUGGAAGAGAUUCAUAGACAGUUGCGUUCAGCAUAUUGCCAGUUUAAAUCUGGGCACUCUGAUCAAUCUGAUAAUGGGAAAAGCAUUCAAGAUUCUGAAGACGAGAAGCCAGGUUUGAUUCACCCAAUGCUCAGAAGACUUCCACUUCCUGGAAUCAAUGAUUUGAUCGCUUGGCUCUCUGUGCUUUUCAGGAGAGGACUCCAACAAAGUGAAUGAACCAUUGGCUCUUCAUCACCAUAUGGAAAGCAAAGAGCCUAAUGAAAAGUGAACUUCUAGAUUACGAUCUUGUUCGUAGUUCAUGGGCUGAUGAGCAGAUUUGAUCUCAUUAAGUGUUAUAUAUUCCUCUGUUCUGCCUUCUGAAAUGGAGAUGCUCAUAGGAAAAGUUUUGUCGAUUCAUAUUGAAAUUAGAAGAUUCAUUAGAAAGAAUAGGUUUGCAAAUAUACCACGUCACCAGUGUCGAAACUGGAAAGAAGAGGGAGGCUGCUGGGGGUGCGGGGGUCUGAUUCUUUCAUUGUCCACUCUGUUUUCUCCCAAAUAUAUAUAGGAAAGGCUUUUGGUGCUCAUCAAUGUAUGAUGAUGGAAAGUCUCUUCCUGGCAAUGCAAGCAGUUCUUACUUUUGUUUCAUUUGACUUUCGAGAUGCUGAGCUGGUCUUUACUGUGUCAUGAGAGGAUUAGCGACAUAUCAUGUCUAAAGACUUUUUGGACAGUUCAUCUUAUUUGUGGGAAAUGAUACUUCGUCAGGAAUGCUUCAUCA
Messenger RNA from Eucalyptus grandis, 4071 nucleotides. Its product is annotated as CSC1-like protein RXW8. Lineage: Eukaryota; Viridiplantae; Streptophyta; Magnoliopsida; Myrtales; Myrtaceae. Bases 1302 to 3533 code for a protein of 743 amino acids. The transcript is spliced from 10 exons. Gene Ontology annotation, cellular component: plasma membrane. Gene Ontology annotation, molecular function: calcium-activated cation channel activity. The record is from RefSeq and is a predicted model, not a curated record.